Volvox carteri f. nagariensis is the source of this 805-nucleotide messenger RNA. RefSeq lists its product as uncharacterized. The coding region runs from base 158 to 805 and encodes 215 amino acids. NCBI's taxonomy places the organism in Eukaryota, Viridiplantae, Chlorophyta, Chlorophyceae, Chlamydomonadales, Volvocaceae. Gene Ontology annotation, molecular function: metal ion binding; ubiquitin-protein transferase activity. The transcript has 6 exons. The record is from RefSeq and is a predicted model, not a curated record.
AGCAAUCCUGGCGCCCGACUCUCCCAGCCGGAACGUGGCUGCUGGGAAGAGGAAGCAUGCAAGCGUUGGAAGCCCUGCCACCUUUUUGAGCCGAAUUUUUCCCAGACUGGCAUUAUUAUCGCCAACAACGCCCUCUACAGAUGAGGUCCAGCAACUUAUGGGCAGCCAGACACAGGCAAUUCAAGAGCUGACGCAGAAUGCCGAGACAGCCGAGGGACGUCACGACUGUAAGCGGCGUAGGCGAGGCCAUGAAAGACUUUUUCUGAGCUCGGGCCCGCUGGGCUCGGGUGCCGCAGGGGUCCCACAAGAACAUAGUCUAGAUGUUUCGCAGCCGGACUGGUGGCAGCCGCAGCCCCGCGCGACGUUGGACCCCGACGAUUACCAGGACCGGCCCCGCACUUCACUGGUCGCCUGUCUUUCCUGCGCCCUUUGUCAUCAGCUGCUUCAAGAGGCCAUCGCCUCCCUGGAGUGCGGGCACACCUACUGUUACGAUUGCAUAGAGGCCCGGGUCGACAUUGGUGGGAACCACAACGUGUGUCCCGUGGCGGGGUGCGGGGUGGUGCUGGGACCCAGUCCCUUCGACCACCAUCGACUGGUCUACGACACGCUGCUGGACAGCCUCGUCCAGAAGAUAUUUCCACGUCCCGACCUGGAUGCGGCCCUUUCUGCCCGACGCGCUGACCGCGAGGAGGCCACCCGCCUGGCUAGGGCCGAGCUUGUGUAUCUGCUGGUUGUCUUUGCUCUCGCGGAACUGCUGUACUCUUAUUUCUCACCGCCAAUCAUGGCACGAGCAAUGUUCAUGUAA